Salvelinus fontinalis (brook trout) is the source of this 7516-nucleotide messenger RNA. Its product is annotated as microtubule-associated serine/threonine-protein kinase 1-like. The coding region runs from base 820 to 5985 and encodes 1721 amino acids. The record is from RefSeq and is a predicted model, not a curated record. Gene Ontology annotation, molecular function: magnesium ion binding; ATP binding; protein binding. Gene Ontology annotation, biological process: intracellular signal transduction; peptidyl-serine phosphorylation. The transcript is spliced from 27 exons. NCBI's taxonomy places the organism in Eukaryota, Metazoa, Chordata, Actinopteri, Salmoniformes, Salmonidae.
AAUCCCGGGCACGGAAGGGUUACAGAUAUCGCGCUAUUGUCGUCCGUUAUCAAAAGAAGUGAAGGUGGAAGACUGAAUGGACCGCGAUAUGCAGCCAGGGAGAAGAACAUUCUCUCGAAUUUUUUAAGUUUGAGCGGAAAGGCGAUGUGUUUUGUUAUGUCAUGGACUGUUAUUGCCCUGGGAGUCCAAAGAAGUGGAUGGAUUCCUGGGCGAAUCAGCGGCAAUGUCAACGGGACUGACUGAGCUCGAGGAAGCAUCGUUGCACGUCUUGCACCAUUGCUCAAGCAGCAUUAACCGCGAAAUGAACAUUCUGGUAUAUUGUGAACAUUUAAUGCUGUAGGUGUAACUUAUUUUAGACACCGCCAAAGAAUUGGUGCAGUAGACUAUAUUGCAAGUGAAGUCUCUAAAGAAAUGUUGGUGGUGCACAAAGAUGCUCUAAAAACAACGGGAAGAAGUGAAGGUGACAGUCGACUAUCAACAUGGGGAUUUAUGAAUCAUUGACUUAAACAUUUAAUUAACCUAUAGGCAUUAGCGGAAUAACUUUAUUUUGGAGAAGUAAAAGCCGGAAGACCCUGCUUGUUUCAGAUGCUACGGGACAUCCUGGCAUUUGGUGGUUUUCAAGCGGUUCCUCAACGUGACACGGCACGCGCACUGUGCGCUUUGGCUCAAAGCGAGCAACGCCGCCGUCUCGGCUGUGUUGUUUGAGUGAGAACCGGACGCCAGUGGAUGCCGCAGAGUUGUUUGGGUCGAAACCGAAACAAGUGAAGGGUCAGGGGGCUGUUUUUGGGAAUUCCCCAUCCGACUGCGCCUUAUUACACCAUGGAUGACUCGGGGAUAAUUCGGCGUCGGAGGCUGCAGGAUCUGCCACUGCCCCGCAAGAACAGCAGUUGUCGUACCAGUAACAGGAAGAGUCUGAUCCUGUCCACCACCUCCCCCACUCUGCCCCACCGCCCACACUCUCCUCUGCCCCUCACUGGACACCUCGGAAGUAGCCCUCUGGACAGCCCACGCAACUUCUCUUCCAGCACCCCGGCACACUUCUCAUUCGCUUCCUCCAGAAGGGCGGAUGGUCGCCGAUGGUCCCUGGCAUCUCUGCCCUCCUCUGGAUAUGGCACCAACACGCCCAGCUCCACGUCCUCCAGCUCGUCUCAGGAGCGGCUGCACCAGCUGCCCUUCCAGCCCACCAUGGACGAGUUGCACUUCCUGUCCAAGCACUUUGGCAGCACGGAGAGCAUCACCGACGAUGAUGGGGGCCGCUGCUCACCACACAUGCGACCGCGCUCCCGCAGCCUCAGUCCUGGACGCUCCCCCUCCUGCUAUGACAAUGAGAUCGUCAUGAUGAACCAUGUAUACAAGGAGCGCUUCCCCAAAGCCACGGCUCAGAUGGAGGAGCAUCUAGCAGAGUUCAUCAAUGCCUUCUCCCCUGAGAGCGUGCUGCCGCUGGCCGACGGAGUCAUCAGCUUCAUUCACCAUCAGAUAGCAGAGCUGUCCAGGGACUGCCUGUCCAAAGCUCGCGAGGGCCUCAUCACUACUGUCUACUUCUUUGAGCUGCAGGAGAACCUGGAGAAGCUGCUCAAUGACGCGUAUGAGCGAUCAGAGAGCUCAGAGGUGGCCUUCGUCACAGAGCUGGUGAAGAAACUCCUCAUCAUCAUCUCUCGCCCAGCAAGGCUGCUGGAGUGCUUGGAGUUUAAUCCAGAGGAGUUCUACCACCUGCUGGAGGCAGCAGAGGACCACGCCAAGGAGGGACACCUGAUGAAGACGGACAUCCCUCGCUACAUUAUCAGCCAGCUGGGACUGACACGAGACCCUAUAGAGGAAAUGGUGAACCUAGACAGCUACGACAGUGAGGGACCUCUCACCCCAGAAACAGACGACUCAACAGAGGGCAAGAUGAGAGCUAUGAAGACGCCCGAAGAGGCUGACUUCCAGACCAUAAAGCUGAUCAGCAAUGGAGCUUAUGGGGCUGUUUACCUGGUCCGUCACCUGGAGACCCGUCAGCGUUUCGCCAUGAAGAAGAUCAACAAGCAGAACCUGAUACUGAGGAACCAGAUACAGCAGGCCUUUGUAGAGAGAGACAUCCUGACCUUCGCUGAGAACCCAUUCGUGGUCUCCAUGUUCUGCUCCUUUGAGACCCGCAGGCACCUCUGUAUGGUCAUGGAGUAUGUGGAGGGGGGAGACUGUGCCACCCUGCUGAAAAACAUCGGGGCAUUGCCUGUGGAGAUGGCUCGCAUGUACUUUGCCGAGACCGUCCUGGCACUGGAGUACAUCCACAACUAUGGCAUCGUGCACCGCGACCUCAAACCAGACAAUCUUCUGAUCACUUCCAUGGGGCACAUCAAGCUGACUGACUUCGGCCUGUCUAAGAUGGGUCUGAUGAGCCUCACCACUAACCUGUACGAGGGACACAUUGAGAAGGACACCAGAGAGUUCCUGGACAAACAGGUGUGUGGCACGCCAGAGUACAUCGCCCCGGAGGUGAUCCUGAGACAGGGCUAUGGGAAGCCAGUAGACUGGUGGGCUAUGGGCAUCAUCCUCUAUGAGUUCCUGGUGGGCUGUGUGCCGUUCUUUGGAGACACGCCUGAGGAGCUCUUUGGACAGGUCAUCACAGAUGACAUAGUGUGGCCAGAAGGUGAGGAUGCUCUUCCUGCCGAUGCCCAACAUCUGAUCUCUACUCUGCUUCAGACUAACCCACUGGUCCGACUGGGCACAGGCGGUGCAUUUGAGGUGAAGCAGCACUCGUUCUUCACUGAACUGGACUGGAACAGUCUGCUGAGACAGAAGGCUGAGUUCAUCCCCCACCUAGAGUCAGAGGAGGACACCAGCUACUUCGACACCCGCUCGGACCGCUACCACCACGUCCACUCUUAUGAUGAGGACGACACCAAUGAUGAUGAACCUGUCGAAAUCCGUCGUUUCUCCUCCUGCUCCCCUCGCUUCAGCAAGGUGUACAGCAGCAUGGAGCACCUGUCCCAGCUAGAGCACAAGCCCUCGACGGUGACCCGGCGGGAGCACAAGGGCCCCAGGGAGGACCGGGCAGCCAAGAGAGAGAGCCUGGGCAGCCUGACCUUGAGAGAUAAGAGCUGGAGGACAGGAUCACCGGAGAUGAAGCGACUGUCAUGCUCAGAGUCCUCCUUCACUGAGAGUGACUCCAGUCCUCCAUCUGGGGCCCGGCGACGCUUUUCUGCACUCAUGGACACUCACCGCUUCGCCUCCCCACUAGAGGCCGAUCCUGAGCUGCCCGUGCCCACCAGACAGCCCCCAGUCAAGGCCAGGGGCACAUCUUUGGAGGGGGCCAUGGGCACCACAUCCAUGGGCACCACAUCCAGCCAGGGGGAUUUUAGGAAGGAAAAGGAGGGCAAUGGUUUGACUGCUGGAGACAAGCUGCUGAGGCCAGCUGAUGUACUAAUGGGAGUCAUCCCCAGCCCCAGCAGUACUGUGACUGCUGGGGCCACAGAGCCCCAGGGGUCCCGGGCCACCAACGAACUGGUCCUGAGGAGGGUCCGCCACAGCCAGCUCUCAGCUGAGGGAGAGAAACGCAACUCGCGACCUGUGACCAAGGUCAUCAAGUCUGCCUCCACCACAGCCCUGUCUGUCAUCAUACCUACAGUGGAGCAGCAUGGUACGUCCCCCCUGGCCAGCCCCAUGUCUCCUCGAUCCAUCUCCUCCGACCUGUCGUCUCGUGACUCCUCCCCCAGCCGAGACUACUCGCCCACGGUCAACGUGCUGCGUUCUCCCAUCACCAUCCACCGCUCUGGGAAGAAGUACGGUUUCACCCUCCGAGCCAUUCGAGUCUACAUGGGAGACAGUGAUGUCUACAGCGUACACCACAUGGUCUGGCAUGUGGAGGACGGAGGCCCUGCCCAGGAGGCGGGACUUUGCGCUGGGGACCUCAUCACUCAUGUGAACGGGGAGUCUGUCCACGGGCUGGUGCACACUGAGGUGGUGGAGCUCAUUCUGAAGAGUGGAAACAAUGUGACGGUGACCACCACGCCCUUUGAAAACACCUCCAUCAAGAUUGGUCCUGCCCGCAAGUCCAGCUACAAGUCCAAGAUGGCACGGCGCAACAAGAAGACAGAGGCUAAGGAGGGACAAGAAAGUAAGAAGCGCAGCUCGUUGUUCAGGAAAAUCACUAAGCAGUCGAACCUGCUCCACACCAGCCGCAGCCUGUCCUCUCUGAACCGCUCUCUGUCAUCAGGGGACAGCCUCCCAGGCUCCCCCACCCACAACCUCUCUUCCCGCUCCCCCACACAGAGCUACCGCUCCACCCCCGACUCCACCUACCUGGGCAACACUUCUCAGAGCAGCUCUCCAGUCUCCAGCACCCCUAACUCCCCGGCUGCCUCCCAGCACAUGAGACCCAGCUCCCUGCACGGCCUCUCCCCCAAGCUGCACCGCCAGUACCGCUCAGCCCGCUGCAAGUCAGCUGGCAACAUCCCCCUAUCCCCCCUGGCCCACACACCCUCCCCCACCACCUCCUCUCCCCCACCCCUAUCUGGCCACACAGUGGGUAGCUCCAACACCACUCAGGCCUUCCCAGCAAAGCUCCACUCCUCUCCCCCUGUGGCCCGUCCCAGGCCCAAAAGCGCAGAGCCCCCCCGCUCACCCUUGCUACAGCGGGUUCAGUCGUCAGAGAAACUGGGCGCGACACUCCUGACCUCCUUUUCAUCUUCGUCGUCAGCUUCCUCACCCCUUGCAGGGGGGGUGUCAAUGCGUAAGCACAGCCUGGAGGUGUCACAUGGGGACUACAGGAGGGAGUCUUACCACUGCGAGCACAGCCUGCAGAGUCUGUUGGAGAUGGAGGGAGAGAACGGGCCCAUUCCCCCCUCUCCCUCGUCUUCCUCCUCCCCCUCUCCCCCCACGGUUGGAGAGACAGGGUGCCUGAAGCCUGCGAGGAGGCUGGGGAGACAGGAGUCGCCCCUGAGCCGGGACACACUGCUGACAGGGAGGGAGAGAGCUGCCCAGACUACAGCAUCUGACCCUCACACUGACAGCACACCUGUUAAAGUAGAGCCCAAGACCAGCGCUGGUGAGACAGCUCAGACAUUAACCCCUUGCGAGGCUCUGAAGAGAAAAGCUUCCCCAGUACCAGGUGAGGCCCAGCCUAGCCCAGCCUCAACCCCCUCCACUCCAGGGGCCAAGUCCAGCCCAGCAGACAAACCUCUAAGCUUUAGUUCUCCAAGCUCUGAGACAGCCAGUGGAGGCCCUAAACUCACUGACAGGGCCCCAGUCCAGGCUACAUCCCAGAGUCCGCUCUCCCAGGAGCGUAAGCACCAGGCUGUCCAGACAGACACCACCCCAGCAAGCAGAAGCCAGGAGAAGAGUGAGAAGAAAGGGAGUGUGGGCCCAGACAAAGUCACUACACAGAGGGCGGGAGCUACAGAGUUGGCUAAGGCAAGUAAAGACACACAGAUGGGAGAGAGCACUUUGAAAGGAGGGAUGGGUGGCAUUGACAAAGCCACUGAGACCAAGGUUAAAGGACCUGCUCCUUCAGUCCCAACCCAAGCACCAGCCCCAACCUCGGCCCCAUCCCCUCUUACCAUAGGCCCAGUUCCUGCUUCAACAAAAUCCAGAGCAGACAAGGUUUCUGUCCCGUUGAGCAGCUACCGAGGGGCAAAGGAGGAGAGGAGUCACCUGGAGGUGGUGGAGGAGAACCCUAUGUCCCCCUCCUCCACCGCUGCCUCCCCCUGCUCCAGCAAGUCAUGCCCCGUCUCCCCUGGUGACAAGCCAAGCUUUGUGACUCAGCUGACCAGUGUGGCCAAAAACGUGCUGGGGCCUAUGAAGAUGGGAUCCCAGGAAGGGCCCAAGGGCGGUGAGGAGAAACGGGGAAGUUUAGCAGGAAAGUCUGAGGCUCCGUCUGGAGGUAGUCAACGGGGGGCUCAGGGGACAUCUCCAGGUCCUACCGGCUCAGCUCAGCCUGAAAAGGCAAACACGAGGAAUUCAGUACCUGGAAAAAAGAUUGAGAGAAGAAUUGUUGCAUUGGUGUAACAUGCAUUGGUGUAACACAUUGAGAUGUGUUCCUAACUGGACUAAGAAGAUGACCUGCUUGCUAAAUGUGGAACUUGGAAUUGUAUUGUGUAAAGGAGAGCUGAAUGAAUUUGUUUGAGUGUUUUAAGGGCUGAGUCCUGGUUGGAUUUAGGUGGACUAUCUGAACUUGCACAGGGACACUAUGCAAUGGGCUUUUUAAGUAUUUUCCUGUGUCCCCAACAAUGUACCCAUGAACGGAUGUUAGGGAGGUAAAGGUUUGCAAUAAGCCAAGCAAGCAGAUAUAUUGUUCUACGAAUUGUCUGCAUUGACUCAACCCACUGGGCACACACUGGUUGAAGUCAAUGUUGUUUCCACGUUGAACCAACAUGGAAUAGACAUUGAAUUGACAUCUGUGCCCAGUGGGCAUUGUGAAAUGUGCAAUUAUUUAGGUUCUGAAAUUAAUACAGUGCUAAUGAAUUGAACUAAAGAAGAGGAACCCAUAUAUUAAGUGUGGUCAGGUGAUGAAAUUGAUACUAUAGAAUGGGAGUCUUGUUUGAGACUUACUCGUACUCUGGCAACGUAGGCUAGAACUCUCUCCCUUUUCAAUGUAUGCAAAAUUAGCGUUGUAUAAUGUAAUGUGCGACUAAAAGUGCCAGUUUAUUUAAGGGAUAUGUUGUUUACAGUGAUGUGUAAUGAUAUGCAAGUUCUAUGUAGAAUUCCUAGUGAGAUCUGAGAGCCCACCUUAGACCUAGGCAGCACUCUCAUCAGUGACAUAACUUAAUAUGUUCAUGCCCAUACCUGUAUCAGACUGCCAUCUUGUGGUCAUCACACGACUGUUCUGAACAUAGUAUUUGAGGUAAAAAUGUAAUUUACACAUAAUCAAUUCACAAUUUAAUGACACAAGAUUAGAUUUUAUCCGAGAUAUUACCCUCAUAUCUUCAUGAUUUUCUAUUGUAACCACUGUUCCAUUCAUAUAGCUACUAGAAACUUGUUUGUCUAAAUACAAUUUGAAAAAACUUUUGUUGUGUGUAUUAUGACCGAUAAAGAGAGAUGUAUGAUACUGAUACUGUGCUCCUAGGAGACGACAAACAGCUCAUAUUUAGAUGAAUGCUAGUUAAAAGCUUGUGUUUGUGUAUGUGGGGGUGUGCGUGGAAAUUGCACUUUAUUUUGUGUCAUAUGUAUUUAUUUAUCUAUUUAUUACACUUUAUUUAUUGUAUUUGAUUAUUUGUCAAUUGCUCUCAAACGGUUUACUUGUGCAUUGUUCUUUGAAUUGUUAUUUAUAUCUCUAAAUUGUAAGUCUACAAAUGAGAUAAUUUACCAAAUCUGUGUGGUUGUCCUAUUUUGUGCAGUUAUACUUCUGUCAUUCCAUAAGAGAGUUGCAAUACACCAUGGCCUCUGUCCAUGUUGACUUAUUUGUGAGUUUUGACUUUUUUAUGACACUUCUCUCAGUUCAUUGUUGUCCAUGUCAUUUUAUUCCCUAGGCACUGUUAUGAAACCAAUGCAAAAAAAAGCCUAUAGAGUAAUAAAAUCCUUCAAGAGAAUCCUUAAAUUA